Kalmanozyma brasiliensis GHG001 is the source of this 387-nucleotide messenger RNA. RefSeq names its product Cytochrome b-c1 complex subunit 7. The record is from RefSeq and is a predicted model, not a curated record. Gene Ontology annotation, biological process: mitochondrial electron transport, ubiquinol to cytochrome c. The transcript is spliced from 3 exons. NCBI's taxonomy places the organism in Eukaryota, Fungi, Basidiomycota, Ustilaginomycetes, Ustilaginales. The coding region runs from base 1 to 387 and encodes 128 amino acids.
AUGGUUCUCGCACUCUCCGGCCUGUCCCUGGCCAAGUACGUCCAGUCGUCGCCUGCGCUGAUGCGCGUGCUCAAGCCUGUGGCUAACGCCUACGCCAACGCGACGGGUCACCGUCAGAUGGGUCUGCGCUACGACGACCUCAUCAUCGAGGAGUCCGACCGGGUGCAGAAGGCCCUCUCGCGUCUGCCAGAGAAGGAGGCGUACGACCGCGCCUUCCGUCUCCGCCAGGCCAGCCAGUUGAGCGUCCUCCACCGCGAACUGCCUAAGGAGCAGUGGCUCCCUGCUAAGGAGGACAAGCGAUACCUCACCCCCUACGUCCAGGAAGUCUCGAACGAGGAGGCCGAGCGUGCCGCCUGGGACACCGUCUCGGUCAAGAAGGGUCACUAG